Carassius auratus (goldfish) is the source of this 1829-nucleotide messenger RNA. RefSeq names its product protein ALP1-like. The coding region runs from base 277 to 1515 and encodes 412 amino acids. The record is from RefSeq and is a predicted model, not a curated record. The transcript has 2 exons. Lineage: Eukaryota; Metazoa; Chordata; Actinopteri; Cypriniformes; Cyprinidae.
CGUUAAGGGCCGUACACACCGGGACGAAUAUCGGCGCGCGUUAUUCGCCAGCGUUUUCCAACACGUUUUUUGUGUUCACACCCAAGCGAUUUUCGCUGACGAUGAGCCGAGUGAACAUGCAAAUUCAUUCCCUGACAUUAGAUGGCGCUUAAUGUAAAACAGAAAUACCCCUGUACACAAGGUGGCGCUGCGCAACUUUACGCUUCUUAAACUCGCUUUUCACUCAGAAGAAGAGUGCAAGUAUUUACGCGCUUGUCAGAAUCAUACAAAGAAAACAUGAAUAUUUCAAGCACCAGUAACUCUAGCUCCAGUUCCAGCGAUGAAGAAAUUAUUGUUCUGUUGAAUGAGGAAAGACGCCGGAAAAGACGCCGAUUUUGGGUACAUCCCAUAGUUACGAGAAGAGAAGAACAUGGGGAGUUUUAUCGACUGGUACAAGAGCUGAAAAUGUAUCAUGAGCGUUUUCGGGGGUAUUUUAGAAUGUCCGUCAGUGAGUUCGAAAAUUUACUUCAACAACUGGCUCCCUUGCUGACGAAAGAACAGACACACUACCGUAAACCAAUCGACCCAGAACAGCGUUUGGCCGUGUGUUUACGUUUUCUAAGCACUGGGGACUCGUACCGCUCUAUUGCGUUCAGCUUUCGACUUGGUGUGUCAACUGUGGCUUCGAUAGUGAGUGAAACCUGUGAUGCAUUGUGGCACUGCCUCAGAGAUGAACAUUUGCCAGUGCCUACUGAAGAGAUGUGGAGGAGUACAGCCAGGAGAUUCCAUGAAAGAUGGAAUUUCCCUAACUGCUUGGGAGCCAUGGAUGGGAAACACAUAUUCAUCCAGGCCCCUGCAAACUCUGGUUCUCUAUACUUUAAUUAUAAAGGUACAUUCUCCGUUGUAUUGCUGGCCUUAGUUGAUGCAGAUUACCGCUUCCUGGUGGUUGAUGUGGGGAGCUAUGGCAGCAACAGUGAUGGAGGAAUCUUUGCCAAUUCUGUACUGGGAAAGGCACUCAGAAAUGGAACUCUGAAUGUUCCCCCACCAAGUGAACUUCCAGGUGCUCCUGAGCUGGGAAAAGUUAACCAUGUCAUUGUGGCGGAUGAAGCUUUUCCGCUGAAACCAUAUCUCCUCCGGCCAUACCCUGGACGCCGCCUCCCCACAGACAAGAGAAUUUUCAAUUAUCGUUUGUCUCGGGCACGGCGCAUCUCUGAAAAUGUAUUUGGCAUCCUCAGUCAACGCUUCCGGGUUUUCCAAAGAACUUUACAGGUUCAACCAAGUGUUGUUGACAAAGUUGUCAAAGCUGCUUGUGCGUUGUGCAAUUAUUUGCGCCCGAACGGAAAUGACCAGAAUCGUGCCACAGAGGAUGACCAUGAUUGUGAGCAACCACUACAAGGCUUUGAACAUUGUAGGGGGCAGCGGGCAUCUGUGGAGGCCCAAAAUGUCCGAGAACUGUACAAAGAGUACUUCAACUCACCAGCAGGAGAAGUUGCUUGGCAGUAUGACCAUGUGAACCAUGCUCUGGGGAACAGAUAAUAUCAACCUAUAAAUUUGAGCCAUUUUAAUUACAUUUUCCAUUGAGAAAACUGCUAGUGUAUGUGUAUAUAUACAAUUUCUGUGAACUUGAAUACACUAUCAAAUCUAUUGCAUCUGAUUCUUCAUUAAUUAAUAUGGCAGCACUCACCACAGCAAAUUAAAUAUUUUUGAUAUAACAUGUUCUAUCAAAGUUAAAGCAUAGUUUUUUUUUGCAAAAAGUAAAGUAUUUGGUCACUUCAACAUAUACUUAUUUACAACUAAAUGUAAGUUGUAUUUUUGAAAAUGUGUAUUUUUAAUAAACAUUUUUACUAGCA